Myotis davidii is the source of this 810-nucleotide messenger RNA. It is a transcript of the gene PYCR2, whose product is annotated as pyrroline-5-carboxylate reductase family member 2. Gene Ontology annotation, molecular function: pyrroline-5-carboxylate reductase activity. Gene Ontology annotation, biological process: L-proline biosynthetic process. The transcript has 7 exons. The record is from RefSeq and is a predicted model, not a curated record. NCBI's taxonomy places the organism in Eukaryota, Metazoa, Chordata, Mammalia, Chiroptera, Vespertilionidae. The annotation marks the transcript as partial.
AGAGCCCCGUCUGCUGCAGGCAUCCUGUCGGCUCACAAGAUCAUCGCCAGCUCCCCGGACAUGGACCUGCCCACGGUGUCCGCGCUCAGGAAGUUGGGGGUGAACCUGACCCGGAGCAACAAGGAGACGGUGAGGCACAGUGACGUCCUGUUCCUGGCCGUGAAGCCCCACAUCAUCCCCUUCAUCCUGGACGAGAUCGGGGCCGACGUCCAGGCCAGGCACAUCGUGGUCUCCUGUGCCGCCGGCGUCACCAUCAGCUCCGUGGAGAAGAAGCUGACGGCCUUCCAGCCGGCCCCCAAGGUGAUCCGCUGCAUGACCAACACGCCCGUGGUGGUACGGGAGGGCGCCACGGUGUACGCCACGGGCACCCACGCCCUGGUGGAGGACGGGCAGCUCCUGGAGCAGCUCAUGAGCAGCGUGGGCUUCUGCACGGAGGUGGAGGAGGACCUGAUCGACGCCGUCACGGGGCUCAGCGGCAGUGGGCCUGCCUAUGCGUUCAUGGCCCUGGACGCGCUUGCUGACGGUGGGGUGAAGAUGGGCCUCCCCCGGCGCCUGGCGAUCCGGCUGGGGGCCCAGGCCUUGCUGGGUGCUGCCAAGAUGCUGUUGGACUCGGAGCAGCACCCAGGCCAGCUCAAGGACAAUGUCUGCUCCCCUGGGGGCGCCACCAUCCAUGCCCUGCACUUCCUGGAGAGCGGGGGCUUCCGCUCCCUGCUCAUCAACGCCGUCGAGGCCUCCUGCAUCCGCACACGAGAGCUGCAGGCCAGGGGUCUGAGAGCUGGUGAGACCCCUCCCUACAGGAGAUGGGUGUAG